This is a messenger RNA of Cylindrotheca closterium, 1378 nucleotides long. Lineage: Eukaryota; Bacillariophyta; Bacillariophyceae; Bacillariales; Bacillariaceae. The record is from the annotation of a GenBank genome assembly.
AUGUCAACUAAUCAGAGCGGUACGAACUCCACUCCCGCUCCUACUGCUGGUGCUGCCAACCAACCUGUCAGCCCUGCAACUCCAACUGUUGGCACCACUGUUGGUACGCCUGCCAAUGCUACCGCACAACCUGGUGAUACUUUUGCAAGCUUAAAGUUUGCUGUCACGACCCUCUUUCAAGCGUCUCUCGACAGUCCAUUCAUGCUUGCUCUUCGUUGUGAUGGUAGCAAUUGUCUCAUGGAUCUCCUCUCCUCUGAGGAUGAAGUCCGUGAACUGAAAUAUGAUGCACCUAUCAUCAACGAACAUGGGGCGGAUACUGGCCGAACUGAGCUUGUACAGCUUGAGCGGCCCCAUCGUGGUACUUCUAGGGCUUUACUUGGAAAUGCUUACCUCCGUGAAACCGUUCAUCGCGAUCCGAUCACUCCGAUCAAUUGCAUGAACAUGGAUGUGCAGGCAUUCCUAAACUAUCAAUGUAGUGGUGACUUUAUAAUGGAGACGAACCCAGACAGCCAUCUAGCCACCGUACGCAACAAAUUUGCACCCAAACAUGGGGAGCUACAACGGCCAAUGAGCGACAAAUCAGACCGCCAAGCUACAGUAGACGUGAUCAGUAAUCAGUAUAGUGACACUACUAGUCCUACUACUAUUGUUUCCUCCGCUCUAAAACCUAGUAUUCGCAUGUCUGACGGUGUCAAUAUACUCAAUGGUAGUCGUGCCACACAACUUGUUGGCGCACAAAACACCAUGAGUAGACCGACACUGAACAAGCGUGACAUUGCAAAUGAUGGCAAAGGUGAGAGACCAUUCGAGAGAGUAGGCAUCCUAAAGAGUAGUAAAACUAUUUCAACUCUGAAUGAAGCCUCUGAAGAUGAGACUCUCGACCAACUAGAUGAUUUCGACACUGCUAUGGAUCUGAAUGACACUGGCAUUGGUAAUGCCACACUCGUCACCAACCUUGACUGGGACCAAACUUUAUUGGACCCACACAGUGGCAAUCUUGGCCGUAGUGUCUCUGCCGACAGCACUAGCCACGGCUUGCUCCUUCAGUUGCCGGAAGCGAGCAUGGGGAGUGAUUCUGAUGCUCUUCUUCCUGAACAAGAUGAGACUGACGAGUACCCAAUGGAUUUGGAGAAUGGAGAGCAACAGUGUGUGAUCUCUGAUAAGUUGGCUGUCGUACCGGCUACCAAACGUCCACCGCCUACACCUCAACAAGAAGCCAAACAACACGAGUUCACGGUUAGGAGUCGUACAGCGGGUGGGCGGGAGUUAAAAAUUUUCUACCUAUUGCUGGAGUCUGAAGGUGUUUUGCUCAAGUUCCGAGUUGGAUUGAUUUGUGUGCUUUUUGAUGCAGCUGCAAGUCAUUCCAAUUCGGGUCUUU